Molecule: messenger RNA, 2099 nt
Organism: Oryzias melastigma (Indian medaka)
Lineage: Eukaryota; Metazoa; Chordata; Actinopteri; Beloniformes; Adrianichthyidae
Gene: dnaaf2
Product: dynein axonemal assembly factor 2
Exons: 4
Coding region: 275-2020 (581 amino acids)
Biological process (GO): axonemal dynein complex assembly
Cellular component (GO): cytoplasm
Source: RefSeq, a predicted model, not a curated record
CACGCCGUCAGCCACGCGGAUAAAACUGUAAACGUAUAUUUAAUUAAAGCAUUUAAUAUAUUUAGUAUAUUAAAUUAAAAAAAUAAUUUGAACAUUUACAGCACUAUAUAUUGUAUACUUUUUAAAAUUAAAAACUUUUUUGAAAAAAAAAAAAAAAAAAAGCUAAAUCGUCGUCGCACCUGCUAGCUUACUGGCUACCAUGGUUACCAACAACACUACUCUCCAGUUUGUUUCUGUUGGGAGUUCGUCGUCCAAAAUCAAGGUUUAAUCAAAAAUGUUUACCAUGGAGGUUGGACAGAAGUUAGUAGAAUUGAGCAUAACAGCGGAUGAAGUUGAUAAGCUCUCCAAAGCCUUCAAAAAUGACAAAUUCCAGGAUAUGCUUACCAACUACCUCCAAGAAAUAUCCAAUCCCGAGAAUGUGAGAACCUAUGAAAAGGAGAUGACACUUCUAGAGCAAAGGAGAGGAACCAGCAUCGAGUUCGUCCACCCGAUUCCCUUCAGAGUUCUGGAGACCAGCGUGGACGGAGAGCAGAGGUGCUUCAUCAACAUCUGCGCUUGUGACAAAGCCGGAAAGCCUGAAUCGAAGACUGUGCGAACAAAUGGUCAAUUAGGACAACAGUGGUCCCUGCCUCACCUCCUGCAACCCGCGAGGCCGGAUUGUGAACGUGAAGGAAAGAUCUUCACCAUCUAUGAUGUUUGUUUCCAUCCUGAGACGCUUCAUCAGGCAGAAAAAAGCAAGAGGUUCAUGGGCACAGUGAUGGAAGUUGCAGUCCAGGGAAUCCAGAAGGCUUUUAACGUGACACUGGACAAAGGGAAUUUAAGAGAGACGGAUAUAAAAUACAAAGGAGUCCCGCAGCUUUGUGUGAUCCGUAAGCCCAUACCCGGGUAUGAGGCAAAGGAGCCACCAGAGGAGCAAGAUCUCUCCUCGCUGAUGACACCUCUACCAGGGAACAGCUUUGAACUUCCACCAAAACUCCUACAGAGGCAACCGCAAGAACUAACAAAGCCCCAUUAUACAGUUAAAUAUCGUUCAGUUGUUGAUUUGCAGGACUUUAGAGUCUCUAGGGACUCCGUCCGGAGCCCGAGGCCGACAGAGAUUGUGGUAACCAUCGAUCUGCCGCUCCUGACGGUGGUCAAUGACACAGUACUUGAGGUAGAAGAAAGGAGGCUGCUGUUGGAGUCUAAGAACCCACCAUACAAACUGGAGCUGCUUUUAUCUUACCCUGUACAUGAAAACAAAGGAAGAGCCAAGUUUAACAAGCAAACACGACAGCUUACAGUCACUCUGCCUGUUCAGCCUGCUCCAAACCCUACCUCUGAUUCUCAGAAACAAAAUCAAACUGAGGACCUGGAAGAAGGUGGAAGACGCAUCAAAGAAAGGACAGAGCAGAGCCAAAGAGGGAACGACAUCGAUGCUGCGCAGGGAAAAGGUCAGAGGACGGGAGACAGUCAAAAACAGGAAGAGGAGGGCCAAAAAGUGAAGGAUCAAAACAAAAACGAGACGCCAGAAUGUGUGGUGAGAAACAAGACGCACAAUGAGAAGUUAGAAGAAAAGAAGGCAAAGCGCCACAAAAAAAAGAAGAGAAGGAGUCCAAGAGUCACAGAAGAAGCUCAUUAUGCUUUGCUGCCGACAAAAGAAGCUUCAUCUGACACCGAUGAGCAGCGCACUUUGGUCUUUGAUGGGGACAAGAAAGAAAAGGCGUCUUGUGGUUUUAAAACUGACAUCCAGAAGGCUGAAGAAAAAGAAGGAAGAGUGGAGGUUCCCAAUUCCAGCCAGGAAUCCAAAAACAUCACACAGGCUACAAUGGCCGCAAACGUAAGCGUUCCAGACACAGAGAGGACAACAGCACAAAAGAUGGAAGAUGCCAAGGAGCAAACCUUCCAGAAGCCAGAGGAGACCAAGGCUCCACUUCCUGGAACUCUGAGGGAAAUCGAUGCCGGAGGAAACGAAACAAUCCUGGAUGAUCGCACAUCCGCCGGGUUUGUCUUCCAAAACAAACUGGUGUUUGAUCUGGACUGACGAGCUGUUUGGACAUUUGAGCUGUUGUUCAAGCCAAACACGAAUAGAAAUACAUCACAAUAAACAAUUUAAGACAAGA